AUGUCGCUGUGGUCGUCAUAUAAGGCGCUUUCGCCUAGAACGCGCAUUUUCGUUGGCUUUGGCCUCAUGGCUAACGCAGCUUUGGCCUUGCAUUUCGAAGAUCAGCUGGAGGAGCUUCUGGGCGUCAAGCCAACUCCCGAAGAGCAAAAGCACUUCCAGCAAAAGCUACCUAAGAUCUCGGUGGUUGAGCGAGACACAAAGUGA
Messenger RNA from Cyphellophora europaea CBS 101466, 204 nucleotides. RefSeq lists its product as uncharacterized. The coding region runs from base 1 to 204 and encodes 67 amino acids. The record is from RefSeq and is a predicted model, not a curated record. The transcript has 2 exons. NCBI's taxonomy places the organism in Eukaryota, Fungi, Ascomycota, Eurotiomycetes, Chaetothyriales, Cyphellophoraceae.